This is a messenger RNA of Diplodia corticola, 1398 nucleotides long. RefSeq lists its product as uncharacterized. The record is from RefSeq and is a predicted model, not a curated record. NCBI's taxonomy places the organism in Eukaryota, Fungi, Ascomycota, Dothideomycetes, Botryosphaeriales, Botryosphaeriaceae. The transcript is spliced from 3 exons. Bases 1 to 1398 code for a protein of 465 amino acids.
AUGACCAGAUCCCAUUUCCUAACCAUCACAGCCCAUCUAGUCCUAUUGCAAUCGGUUACCUUGAGUAUGUCCCUGAACGCUAGCGGCAUGUCGUCCGCUGCUGAUGGCGCAAAUGCGCUGUCCGACACCAUUUGCCUCAAUUCCACUCUGACCAAUGUCGGUCAUCUCUUCAACCGACCGGUGCACCCGAACUUCAUGUUGGAGUACAGUAACGUCCGUGCUGAGCCCUUCCCGCAGCCAGGACCCGUCGAGAAGGUGCUGCGGCAGAUGCCUAACCCGGACUGCGAUAACCAAGAUGACAUGGAGACUACGAUGGUUCAUAUGAAGCGUGCUGUGCUCUCCGGAGUACAAGCGGACAUCGCUGCCAUGGCGCCGUCAGCUGCGGAGCAACCCAAGAGGUUUGCCGAGGUUCUGUACAGAAACGUAUACAUUGAUGCGGAUCAGAACACUAUCGCUAAGAACCGCCAGAGCAAUAGUCAGACCGCCCAGCCUCUUUCUGAAGCCCAGCAGACUAUCAAAGCAUCAGCCACUGCAUCAACAGCACUACCUACGAACGACCUUACCUUCAACAUCGGAGCCUCAACCCAGCAGCACAGUGGACAUACAGCAAAAUACUUGGCGGCUGCUGGCACACUAACGACACCUUCCAAGGCCGGCAGGGCCAGUGUGCAGAUCGAGACCCAAACUGUCGGUCGGCAUGCUAAGGCUAUAGCCAAGGCCCAGCAGCCCGCCAUUGCGCUGCCAGCCAUUUUAGUACCAUCUACAGCCACCAUAACCGCAAGCUCGAUCCAGGAACAGAUUAAAUGCCGCCUAACAGACGAAGAGGCUGCUUCCAUGCUGAUAUCCCUUUUCGAGUUUGGCACCAGUGUGGGGGUUACCACUGGCCAAACCACAACAGAGCGGCAGUGUGAGGAGAUCAUGAUCAACAAAGAGGCCGCUACUUUUUCUUAUUCCUUGUCGAAACCCAAUCACGUUGUUGCAGCCUCUGGUAAUAACAUUGCAGGUUCCGGCAGUACUAGCAAUGCCGCCAGGCAGGACACUCCCACCCAUCCUACUAGAUCGUACCGGCUCGGUCUGCUUUCCAUGCCUAGGCCCGGUGCUGUCAUCUUCCAUUCACUGAAGAAGACGAAAGCCAAUGAGGACAUUGGGGCCGGUGAAAAACGGAAUGCAAAUAAGCAGAAGACUACCAAUGAUGCGGCAACGAGUCAGGAGCAUCGGGGCAAGAAGCGCGGCCGUGACAGCCAGGGUCAGAGCAUCACCAAAGAUGCUACGAGGGUGGAGGAGCACCAAGCCAAAAAGCGCCGCCAUGUUCAACAGGACCAGUCCAAAGUCAGCUCGAAGACACCUCUUUCGCCUUCCCCUGUUCCUACCAGUAGCAACAAAGCCACCAAGAAGUAG